Molecule: messenger RNA, 1029 nt
Organism: Mytilinidion resinicola
Lineage: Eukaryota; Fungi; Ascomycota; Dothideomycetes; Mytilinidiales; Mytilinidiaceae
Exons: 1
Coding region: 1-1029 (342 amino acids)
Source: RefSeq, a predicted model, not a curated record
AUGACGAGGCUGGUCAUUUUUCUAGCCCAACAGCGGACCAUCUCGACUUCUGAUUCAGCUAGUGACGAAGCAAAUUCAGAGAAGCAAUCCUCCUGGGCGUCGGAAUUUAAUGACAUCUAUCACCACGGCUCUCUCGCUCCUGGCUCGGGGGAGUGCCUAUGGGAAGCCGGGUUUCACGACAUAGCAACAGAAUACGACAAUCAAACCCCCUUAUGGAGGCACAUUACCCACAUGAAGCAUAGCGUAGGAGGGUUCAUUGGUCUCAUGAGCUGGUUUGGUCAUCUAAAGUUUCGGGCAACGCCCGCACAUGUCAUCAUAAGAAGACUCGCCGAUGCAGCUUUGCGCUUGGGAAACCUCUUCCGGGGAAUUGACGAAUGGCUGGAGUUUUCUUUCGUCAAGAGUAUCAUCCUGGCACCUACUCGGGGCCAUUGCGACUGCCAUUGUUCCACGGAUGGCUGCACCCCACUCACUUGUGCUAUACAAGAAGCAGUCAGCGGUGCGACUAUGUCUCUUUUGGAUUACCGCCAUCAUGGGGCAGUCAGGCAGCUGCCUGAUGAACAUGAGCGGUUGAUGUGCCAAGCUCUAGAUCAGGUGUACAUCAUCGUGGAGAAGCAUAAGCAAUCACAUCCCUGGCUAGCAGUAUCGACGUUUCAGGGUUUAACGUUCAACUCUCUGAAUCUUACGCACACUUGUUGUCACAAGAUUGCCAAAUACAUCCACUGGCCCAGUUACUGCUUAGAAGACAUUCUGAAUCAGCAAGGAAUCCGCGACAUCCAUUUUACGGAGAGCCAAGGCAUCGAGAUGCUUGAGGCUCUCAUGGAAGAAUUCGAGCAGAAGUGGGAGGACUACAGUGAGCCCUUUCCAAACUUCAUUGAAGACGUGUGGCAGCUUAGAAUGGACGAAGUCAGCGGCAAAUCUUCAGAGGUAGACGAAGAAGAGAUCAAGAGGAUCAUAGAAGCUGGGGUUGUACUGGAACCUUUUGGACCUGAAAGGCCACCCGAAGAAGGAUCGUCCCAAUGGGAAACUUGA